Messenger RNA from Dendrobium catenatum, 2641 nucleotides. Its product is annotated as pentatricopeptide repeat-containing protein At1g09220, mitochondrial. Gene Ontology annotation, molecular function: RNA binding; protein binding. Lineage: Eukaryota; Viridiplantae; Streptophyta; Magnoliopsida; Asparagales; Orchidaceae. The coding region runs from base 221 to 1672 and encodes 483 amino acids. The record is from RefSeq and is a predicted model, not a curated record. Gene Ontology annotation, biological process: RNA modification. The transcript has a single exon.
CUAACUCUUCUAGCAGAUGAUAUAAAACACCAGCCAAGCAAAAUUGGUUCUUCUUAUGUUUUUUUUGCUUCGAAUCGAAGUAAUGUAGGUAGCAAAUCCGAUUAUCGUUGCUGUUAUUCGAUUAUUAUGUUGCCACUGGCCUAUGCUAUGGUUAUGAUUUCAUAAAUAUUUGUAGCAGUUUUUUUAUUCCCUUCCUAAUUUCAGCUCAAUUUUGGUGUCAAUGCCAUGGAUCAAAGCAUUAUCACUCCAUCAUCUCCCGAUUCUCCAUUUCCGCGGCUUGCAACAAUACUGCUCGUCAAACCAAGAGCAGCAUCUCCUCUCCCUCCUUCACCGCCAUCCACAACUUCGCCCUUCCCUCCAACUCCAUUCUUACCUCGUCACUUCUGGCCUUCACCGCCAUAGCAUUAGCCGCAGUGGCAUCCUUCUCUGGAACACCCUCAUCUACCGCUACUCUUUAGGCUCUUCUCCACUUAAAGCCCUCAAUAUCUACCAACACAUGCUCGCCUUCUGCGCUGCGGACCUACCAACCGACUCCUUCACCUUCUCCUUUCUCAUCAAGGCCUGUGCUGCAGCCUCCUUAGUUUCUCCAUCCGGUGUCCAACUUCACUCUCUUGUUCUCAAAAACGGCUUCGCAUUCGAUGUCUAUGUUCACACUGCUUUGCUCAACAUGUACUCCUGCUAUGGAUCUAUAGACAAUGCUCACAAGGUGUUCGAUGAAAUGCCUGCAAGAAGUUUGGUUUCUUGGAAUGCGAUGAUCACUGGUUUUAGCAAAUGGGGAGAGAUGGAGAUGGCAAUGUCAGUUUUUGCACAAAUGCCGAACCGUAAUGUGAUCUCCUGGACUGGAUUGAUCGAUGGAUAUACCCGGACUAAGAAACCAGAGGAAGCUGUCAAUCUCUUUAGGGAAAUGGCAGUCCAAGGCAUAAGCCCUUCGGAGAUCACUGUUUUAGUCAUCAUCCCUGCCAUAACAAACCUUGGGGCACUUGACAUUGGAAAAACGCUGCAUGCUUAUUGUGUGAAGGGGGGAAUUGAUUUGCUUGACAUCCGAAUCCAGAAUUCUCUGAUUGAUAUGUAUGCAAAGUGUGGCUCGAUUGAGAACUCAGUUCAGGUUUUUGAGCAGAUGGGUGGAAGAAGCAAUUUGAUUUCGUGGACUUCAAUCAUAUCAGGCUUUGCAAUGCAUGGCAUGGCAAAGGAAGCAGUUCUAUUUUUUGAGAAGAUGGGGAGAGAGAAGAUAAAGCCAAACCGGGUCACCUUUCUCAGUCUGUUGAAUGCUUGUAGCCAUGGAGGGUUGGUAGAGGAGGGUGUGAGGUUCUUCACGCUGAUGGUGAAUGGGUAUGGUGUUGAGCCAGAGAUGAAGCAUUACAGUUGUUUGAUUGACAUGCUAGGGAGGGCGGGGAAGCUGCGAGAGGCAGAGGAGGUGAUUGCUGGGUUGCAGGUGGAGGUGAAUUCCGUAGUGUGGAGAACAUUGUUGGGUUGCUGUAGCAAGCAUGGAGAGAUAGAGAUGGGGGAGAGGGUGUUAAGGAGGAUAAUGGAGUUGGAGAGAGAGUUUGGAGGGGAUUAUGUUGUUUUUUCUAAUAUGCUCACAGAGGCUGGUAGGUUUGUUGAUGCUGAGACUGUGAGGAGAUUGUUGGAUGAUAGAAAUGCCGUGAAAAUUCCUGGCCUUAGUCAUGGUUGAGACAAGCUAUUCUAAGUAAUUUCGUUUUCUGGACAUGCACACACAUAGAUGAAACUAUCUAUUUCUUAAGGAUUAAAACGGACCAGAAUUAUCAUGUAUGGAAGUUGUGCAAAUAAGUUGACAUAGAACAGAUUUAACAGUCCAAGCUGGGAUACAUUGAGUAAACAAAGAAUUUGAUUCAUGAUAUUGGCGCCAAAUAGUUGGAUAAGAUUAAUAAUGAAGAUUAUGAAGUUGAUGACGAUGAUGGUGAGGACCUUCCUUUAAAGGAUGAAAAUGUGUGGGCUAGCUACAAAAUUAUGAACUCCUCCAAGCGAGCAAUUUAAAGUAGGACAUAGAAAUCAUACUCAAAUUUGAGACCUCUUUUAUUCUGCUUGAGCUAGUGCUCAUUGGUAAUGAUGAUAAAAGUUGAGUAUAUCACUUUACUGAAUGCAGAAUCGCAAUUGAAGAUCUUUGCUUGUCAAUGCAAAUAUCUAGAUAGCCCACCCUAAAUGAAGAAAAGUUAAAUUCCUGGAUCAGCUAGCUAACAAGCAUUUUUACCCUCUUAUAGUUAUAAUAGUGAAGAUGAAGUCACCUUGCAUGAUUAUAAAUUAUACCAAGGAGUUCCAUUGCCAAUCGGGCUCUUAAAAUGUUCUUAGAUCACCAAUGCAAACGAGUAUGCUAUGACGCUUGCUAAUAGUGCAACUGUCAAGACUCGAGAACGCACGUUGGAUUGCUGUGGCUAUUCAAAUAGAGAAUGGAGCCUUCAUUUAUAGCACAAGAAAGAUCUAUCAGGAUUAUUUACGAGCCCGGCUCUAGCAGGCUUAUCCCAAUGAAUUCGAACCUAUUCAAGCGGGCAAAAAGUCUAUGCCAUCUAUAUGCUUACAAAGGAUUACUUGGCUGUGUUAAAAAAAUUAUAGAUUCACUUUCUUAUGAUAUUUUGAAAUCAAAUUAAGCCUGCGACGAGGUAGAAGUUGUGAGGCACGUGACAAA